UUGAGAAGAGCAGGCUUGUCCAGGUUUUAGUACAAAGGGGUGAAAACCCCUUGAAUUUGUGUGCUGGUUUAAAUAGAUUAAGUUGUCCAAAUAUGUCAUCUCUUUGGGGAUUCGCUUCUCUCAUUGCCGCUAUUGCUGUGCUCUCGGCUAUGCCCGUAAGCAUGGUGGAGCACGCCGAAUUCCUCAAGGCCGGGAAGGAGCCGGGCCUUCAGAUUUGGAGGAUCGAGAACUUUGAUCUGGUGCCGGUGCCGAGAAACGUGUACGGAGAUUUCUUCACCGGGGACGCCUACUUGGUCCUCAACACCAUCCGGCAACGCAGCGGAAAUUUGCAGUACGAUCUUCAUUUCUGGCUCGGAGACCACUGCAGCCAGGAUGAGAGUGGAUCCGCUGCCAUUUUCACGGUACAGAUGGACGACUACCUCGGCGGGAAGGCAGUACAGCACCGGGAGGUGCAAGGGCACGAAUCCCAAACUUUCCUGGGGUACUUCAAAUCAGGAAUCAAGUACAAAGCUGGCGGUGUGGCUUCCGGUUUCCGGCACGUGGUUCCCAACGAAGUGACUGUCCAGAGGCUUUUCCAAGUCAAAGGCAGGCGGACGGUACGAGCAACGGAGGUCCCCGUCAGCUGGGACAGCUUCAACACCGGCGAUUGCUUCAUCUUGGACCUGGGCAGUAAUAUUUACCAAUGGUGUGGCUCUCAAGCCAACCGGUUUGAAAGGCUGAAGACCACGCAAGUCUCCAAGGGGAUCCGGGAUAAUGAGAGAAACGGACGUGCCAGAGUCUACGUCGGAGAUGAGGGUGCUGAGCGAGAGGAGAUGAUUGCAGUCUUGGGACCCAAGCCUAGCUUGCCAGCGGCCACAUCUGAUGACACCCAGGCUGACGCAACCAACCGGAGGCUGGCAAAACUGUACAAGGUAUCCAAUGGUUCAGGGAAUAUGGCCGUUUCUCUGGUGGCGGAUGAGAAUCCCUUCUCCCAGGCAGCACUGAUCUCAGAUGAUUGCUUUAUUCUUGACCAUGGCACCGAUGGCAAGAUCUUUGUCUGGAAAGGUAAACAUGCCAGCACUGAGGAAAGGAAGGCAGCUCUGAAAACCGCCUCUGAAUUCAUCACCAAGAUGAACUAUCCCCGACACACACAGAUUCAAGUUCUUCCAGAGAGUGGAGAGACUCCCCUGUUCAAGCAAUUCUUCAAGAACUGGCGUGAGCUGGAUCAGACGGAGGGCCUGGGUGUGGCCUACAUCUCCGGUCACGUGGCCAAGAUUGAGAAAGUGCCUUUCGAUGCUGCCACGCUUCACACCUCCCCAACCAUGGCAGCCCAGCAUGGCAUGGAAGAUGACGGCACUGGAAACAAACAGAUCUGGAGAAUCGAAGGCUCUGCUAAAGUGCCCGUGAAUCCUUCGAGUUAUGGCCAGUUCUAUGGUGGAGACAGCUAUAUCAUCCUCUACGAUUACACUCAUGGCAACAAGCAUGGAAAAAUCAUCUACACCUGGCAGGGUGCCGAUUCCUCCCAAGCUGAAAUCACAACCUCGGCGUUCCUAACCGUCCAACUGGAUGAGGAACUGGGAGGCACUGCGGUGCAGAAACGAGUAGUCCAAGGCAAAGAGCCACCUCACCUCAUUAGCCUCUUUGGUGGGAAACCUCUGAUUGUGUACAAGGGCGGCACGUCCAGGGAAGGAGGUCAGACAAGCCCUGCGUCCACUCGGCUCUUCCAAGUCCGGACCAGCACUUCCGGUUCUACCAGAGCAAUAGAGGUGGAUCCAGCUGCAAAAGAGCUCAAUUCCAACGACGUCUUUGUGUUGAAAACCCCCUCCGCGGCCUACCUCUGGGUGGGCCAAGGAGCCAGUGAGGCUGAGAAGACUGGGGCCCAGGAGCUGCUGAAGAUACUGGGAGCGCGGGCGACUCAGGUGGCUGAAGGCAGAGAGCCAGCCGGUUUCUGGGAUGCUCUCGGUGGCAGAGCUGCAUAUCGUACCUCCCCACGGCUGAAGGACAAGAAGAUGGACGCUCACCCCCCUCGGCUUUUUGCCUGCUCCAACAAGUCCGGACGCUUCACUAUUGAAGAAGUUCCUGGAGAGCUGACCCAAGAUGACUUGGCCACAGAUGAUGUGAUGCUCUUGGAUACCUGGGACCAGGUCUUCGUCUGGGUUGGAAAAGAUGCACAAGAAGAAGAGAAGACAGAAGCUCAGACGUCAGCGAGGAGAUACAUUGAGACGGACCCCGCCAACCGCGACGCGAGAACUCCCAUCACGCUCAUCAGGCAAGGGUUUGAGCCUCCCACCUUCACCGGCUGGUUCCUGGGCUGGGAAGACGAUUAUUGGAACGUGGAUCCUUUGGAGAGGGCCAUGGCGGAGUUGGAAGCGUAAAGAAGGGAGUCGCUUUUUCUUUUUUGUUCUUUUUAGAAGCCUGGUGCCUUCACAGGCUCCAAAGCGCAACUUCCUCCUUCUUCUACUACUACUAGGCACAGAAACGUGGCCUUUGUGUCACUCCUUUUUUAACUUUUUAAAAAAACAAAUAGCCCAAGUAGCUGUGCGAUAGUUACGAUCAGCCCAAGAACUGUCUUGGCUUUUCUGCUGCUUCGAAAACACCCUUCAAUAAAGCUUACGCGGAAGUUUGU
Molecule: messenger RNA, 2605 nt
Organism: Elgaria multicarinata webbii
Lineage: Eukaryota; Metazoa; Chordata; Lepidosauria; Squamata; Anguidae
Gene: GSN
Product: gelsolin
Exons: 17
Coding region: 93-2354 (753 amino acids)
Biological process (GO): barbed-end actin filament capping; central nervous system development; actin filament severing
Cellular component (GO): actin cytoskeleton; cytoplasm
Molecular function (GO): phosphatidylinositol-4,5-bisphosphate binding; actin filament binding
Source: RefSeq, a predicted model, not a curated record